CUCACUUGAUGGAAAAAUACAGCGCGUAUAGAGACCCGGGAACUGGAAUCCAGCCUUUCCUCGCUCCAGUCGCCCCUCCAAGUCCGAACGGAGACAUUUUGGCAAAGACCGUGCUUCCCAUCAGAUAUUUUGUUGGGGCUGUUCGAAUGCUUCUGGUUUUGCUCAUUCUAGGCCUAUAUCUGAUAUUGGUAGAAGGGAUAUGCUUCAUCUUCAGACCUGUUGCGCCUUUGUACCGUAUCUUGGCUCGGCUGUUUAUAGCAUUGUUAUCACGCCUAGCGCUUUUGAGCGCCGGAAUCUUUUGGAUACACGUGGAACACGUCAAAAGGAGGCGAGGGCAAACUCAAACCUCCGACCAAUGGAAUCCACAGCCUGGUGAUGUAAUAGUUUCCAACUGGGUCUCCUGGAUUGAAAUCCUCUGGCUUGCUUUCAGGUUUAAUCCGGUCUUUGUCCUUCCUGUUCCUGCUUCGUCGGCCUUGACUUCUGCACCAUCUAAAUCAUUAGAUCCCAUAUCACGCACACCUGGGCGGCGAACGGGAACCGGAUUAGCUAAUGUGUCGGUGUCAACAAGGGCUCCGAGGGAAAGAAUCCCUAUCAUUGGAUUUCAGCGUCUUUCGUUACUGAAUAUGCUUCGCCAAACUGGAAAUGUCCCACCAUACAGAUUGGCCCCAGGCUUGGCUCCCCAGAGUCUCGAAGCUAUCCGAUCGACUUCUGAUCGGCCCAUCGUCGUGUUUCCGGAAUCUACAACGAGUAACGGAAGAGGACUAAUCCGUUUUUGCGACGUUUUCAAUCAAAAUAUUCCAGUACAAGGAUGGCAGGCGUUCGUCAUGUGUGUUCGAUACGAUACUCCAACAAUACUGUCGUCCACCCUGUCACACUCCAUUCCAGCAAGAUCGCUAAAUCCACUGCCUCAGGUGUUUAAUAUGGCCACGUCCAUUACGCCGCCGACCGUUUCAAUUCGGCUACUAGCUCCGUCAGAAUCUCCUGGUUCCCCAAAUUUCCUGGCUAGUGACGUCCUUGCCGGAUCGCACAACGAUCAGCUUAGCGAAGCAUGCGCUGUUUUGAUUGCGCAACUUGGAAAGAUGAAAAGGAUCGGGAUGGGAUGGGAAGAUAAAGCGAAUUUCCUGGAGUUCUAUUGGGGUAGACGCAGUUCGUAAUCGAUGUAGAAAAACACAGCGGAGAUACUUGUAACAACGAAAGCUAUUACGGCAGGCGAGAAAAAACCUUCAAGGUGGACCUAUGUGUGGUAAGGUGAUGAUAAAUAGAUGACCUAUAACU
Guyanagaster necrorhizus is the source of this 1275-nucleotide messenger RNA. RefSeq lists its product as uncharacterized. Bases 9 to 1154 code for a protein of 381 amino acids. The record is from RefSeq and is a predicted model, not a curated record. The transcript has 7 exons. Lineage: Eukaryota; Fungi; Basidiomycota; Agaricomycetes; Agaricales; Physalacriaceae.